CAUCGUCAUUGUCGAGCUUUGGGCAACACACGAGCCUGUAGGCCUGUAGGGCUCAGGUUCGCGAGAGUUCUGGCGGCCCCGCCUGGGCACCCUCGUAUACGCGUCUUCGGCCACCGUAGCCCUCUUUGCCCACGGCAAGCGAACAUCAGCCCUGCAGGAUUCUUCCGUUAUCAACCUUUCUGCGCGCGUGCACACGCACACGCACUCCUGGACACGAUCCAGGCCAGGGGGGCGGCCGACUCGCAGGAAGCAUGUCGCCCCGCCGGCGUAUUUGCGGCGACGAGAAGCGGGCCACGUCAGGGAGGGCUACUCAGGAGGGCUCGAAGGACGCAAAGGACGAGACCGCGGCAAUGGAAGCGUCCGAUGGAAAGGCCACGCGCGGGUCGAAGGGAAGCCCAAAAGCUCGCUACUCCUAUGACGAUCGCAUAUACCGCCAUGAUCGUCCCGCUCCUAUUCGCGUAGCGAGUCUCACUCCGAGAGAUCGUCUUGGCUGUGCCCCUGCGCUCGCCGUCCGCAUGGGCCCCGAACCUAGGGCCCACGGUGCCCACACUCACCGCGUCGUCGCCCUGCCCUGCACACAUCUAGAUGGGAGGGGGCCAUGCAAAACCCCCUGUCGCCCGCGUCCGCCUUUGCGCUGCGUCCCCGCGACGUCCACUACACCACCUUCCUCUCUGGGCGGGCGCACCCGGCGCGCGGGACUUGCCGGGGCCCGCUGGAUGUCUGGGCAGGGCUGCAUGGGGCACGCCUGCGCGCGCAUCUCUCGCGGGACAAAUCUGAGACUGGGGUUCUGUCCGACCGCUGAGCGGGGGCGCCUGAAUGGCACAGGCUGCAUGGCCACUUGUGGCGCCGCCACCGAUCGCUGGGACUAGCCAAGUACCACAUUCGUUUGGCUCCCGCCAGUCGCGGAAGCAGAACUAAUAGAAGGGAGCCCUUAUCGGCCCAUGGAAGCUAGCUCGCACACACACACAUUCAGGGGCGCACGCUCACAAGGCACGUACUCUCCCAUGUCCCUUGCAGCCAGCGUGUGCGCGCGGGGCU
Messenger RNA from Phanerochaete carnosa HHB-10118-sp, 1038 nucleotides. RefSeq lists its product as uncharacterized. The record is from RefSeq and is a predicted model, not a curated record. Bases 252 to 869 code for a protein of 205 amino acids. The transcript has a single exon. NCBI's taxonomy places the organism in Eukaryota, Fungi, Basidiomycota, Agaricomycetes, Polyporales, Phanerochaetaceae.